GCUCCUUCCCCAUCUGAGCUUCGGGAAAGAUUUCAUCUUCCUGAAAAGGAGUCUCGGGCUUUCCCAGAGGACCUGAAAGGCCUUCCCCGAACCAGCCCCACCAAACUCUGCUGGAAGGUUUCCUUUUCUUUUUCAACUUCACCUUGAGCAAAUGACUUUCUCUUGAGCAUCUCAAUUUCCCCUCGCCUGGGGCAAGUGUAGAGACGUCAACCUGGUUAUCCAGUAGGACAGAAGGCCGAGUCCCGCACUGGCCCCUGUGAACUGUUUGACUGCACGUGAGUUGCUCUGUUUGCGACUUACUCGCUAAGAAGAGCCACGCUGGGAAGCGGCCCGACAGACGAGCCCACGCGCGGGAGCCGAGCGGGCGGGCGAGCCGGGCGCCUCGCCGCCGCAGGCCGGGCAUGAAGUCCUGCAAGCCCCGCGGCCCGCCGGCGGGAGCGCGCGCGGCGCCCCAGUGCGCGGGCGGCGGCGAGUGCGCGGGCUCGUGCGCCGGGGCCGGGCGGCCGGAGAGCGCGGCGCGCAGGCGCCUGGCGGCCAACGCGCGCGAGCGCCGCCGCAUGCAGGGGCUCAACACGGCCUUCGACCGCCUGCGCAGGGUGGUGCCGCAGUGGGGCCAGGAUAAAAAGCUGUCCAAGUACGAGACCCUGCAGAUGGCGCUGAGCUACAUCAUGGCUCUGACCCGCAUCCUGGCCGAGGCCGAGCGAUUCGGCUCGGAGCGGGACUGGGUCGGUCUCCACUGUGAGCACUUCGGCCGCGACUACUACCUCCCGUUCGCGGGCGCGAAGCUGCCGGGCGAGAGCGAGCCCUACGGCCCCCGGCUCUUCGGCCUCCAGCCGGAGCCCUUCCAGGCGGCCACCUAGGGCGCCCGGCGAGGCGGAGCCGCCCUUGCCCACGUAGCCUGCCGUGCGAAGGAUGCUUUCUUCCAAUGUCAUUAGUAAACUUUCAGGUUACCUAUAUUCGCAACAUCAGACCUGUGGACACAAUCAUUUUAUUGCCUUUCCUUUCCCCUCCUCUGUAUUUUGUAGAUGCCAUUACUGGAUCUUGUGAAUGGUUUUGUUUGCUGUGAAAGUAAUGUCCCCGGCCCCUUUUCUGGGCUACUUUGAGGGAAAACAGUCUUUAAAAAAAAUAAGAGUAGGCUAUUCUGCUGUUCCAGUCCUCAGAGAAAUAAUCACGUUCUUAAACUUUGUAAGUUUGUCCUGUUCCGGUGAAGUUACAGUAUCCAUUACUUGUGUACGCUCAAAACAGAGCUACCUUCCUGUCGUGUACGUGCAUUUACUCUUAGUGCAUUGUGUUGCAUGCAUGAUGUAGAGUCAGACCCUUUCGUCGGUAGAGUACAUGGGCAUGAGCGCUCUGUAUUUUUUUAAACUGCGUACACAUUAUUAAAAUAUAGAUUUUGUAAGAUAUAAA
Messenger RNA from Lemur catta (Ring-tailed lemur), 1407 nucleotides. RefSeq names its product atonal bHLH transcription factor 7 (gene ATOH7). Gene Ontology annotation, molecular function: protein dimerization activity. The transcript has a single exon. NCBI's taxonomy places the organism in Eukaryota, Metazoa, Chordata, Mammalia, Primates, Lemuridae. Bases 402 to 860 code for a protein of 152 amino acids. The record is from RefSeq and is a predicted model, not a curated record.